Molecule: messenger RNA, 1545 nt
Organism: Dictyostelium purpureum
Lineage: Eukaryota; Evosea; Eumycetozoa; Dictyosteliales; Dictyosteliaceae
Exons: 2
Coding region: 1-1545 (514 amino acids)
Source: RefSeq, a predicted model, not a curated record
AUGUCUCACAUUAAAAACAGCAAUAAUAAUAAUAAUAAUAUAGAAAAUAAUGAUAAUUUAUUUUUUUUAAUUUGGAGAAACAUAUAUUUAUUAAAAGAAAUACAAAGACAUCUCAGGUUAUAUAAUAGUAAUCGGAUAAUUAAUAUUAACCAAUCAAUGGAUCAACUUAGAUAUCACCCACAUAGAAGAUAUGCAAGUAAAAUUAUUAUUGGGGUAAAUGAACCAUUAGAACCACAUGGUCAAUUAGGACCAUAUGGUAAACUUAUUCCUUAUGGAACAACUGAAUUAGAAUUUACUAGUUCCUUCAAGAUACCAAUUAUAGUAAAAGGUGAUAUCCCCCCAACCGUCACAUGUUUGAUAUUAUCCCCUUCUUAUAGACAACAGAUAGAUAUUAAAUCAGCUAUACCGUCAAGUGUCACUAAAUUAGAAUACUGUAACUAUAAUCAAGAACUAAAACCAAAAAUGUUACCACCAUCACUCACCAGUUUAAAUAUAUCUUAUACGAAACAAGAACUCAGUAUUGGUACUCUUCCACAAUCGUUGACCUAUUUAAAUCUAUAUGGGUUUAAUGAAAGGAUUAUUCCUGGUUUAUUUGGUUCGGUUACAGAGUUAAACCUUGGAAGCUUUAAUCAAUCUUUAAAUGCUGGUGAUAUACCUAUUACAUGUAUAAAUCUUAAACUUGGUUCAUAUACCCAUCCACUUUUAUCAAAUGUUCUUCCACCCCAUUUGGAAAAAUUAGAAUUAGCAUUAUAUAAUAAUCCAAUAUCACAUGGCAUACUUCCCGAAUCAAUAACAGAACUUUGUAUGAAACACUAUAAUCAACCAAUUUCAAACUCUUUGUCUUCUCUGUACUCGUUAAAAACACUAAAAAUGUUUAAUUUCGAUCAAGAGAUAUCUAUUGGAGAACUGCCGUGCUCUAUAAAACAAUUGGAGCUAGCUCAAUUUAACCAAGAAUUAAAACCAAAUGUACUUCCGCCAUCAAUAACCAAGCUAAUUUUAUUCAGUUAUUCUCAUCCAUUAGAACCACAAGCAAUACCUCCAUAUGUGCAAUAUUUAGAACUUCUGUCAUUCACUAAAAAAUAUACAUUCCCAGAUUCAAUAAGGCAUUUAUCAAUACCAAACUUUUAUAAUUUAGAUAAAGAUUUUCUAUCAUCAAUUACACAACUUGGUUAUGAACGAAACUGCAGUUUAAAUUCAUAUGGAAAGGUUUUAGAGCUUCCACCAUCCAGUUUCAUUCCUUAUCUGGCUGGAAAACCCAAAGCAUUAGUAAAAUUAAUUUUUCCUUCUCACUUUAAUCAUCCUCUUCAAAUCGGUAUUAUACCUAAUUCAGUAUUAGAUUUAACUUUUUCUUCAUACUAUGAUCAUCCUCUUCAAGUGGGUGUAUUACCAGAAUCCCUCACUAAAUUAACCUUUGGUGAUCGUUUUAAUCAACAAAUAGACCCAAAUACUAUUCCACAAUCUGUAACUCAAAUAGAAUUAUCUAGAUUAUAUAAACAUCCAAUUCCAGACUCUUUAUCUAACAGGUUAAAAUAUAGUUUUUAUUAA